Molecule: messenger RNA, 2232 nt
Organism: Ustilago hordei
Lineage: Eukaryota; Fungi; Basidiomycota; Ustilaginomycetes; Ustilaginales; Ustilaginaceae
Exons: 1
Coding region: 1-2232 (743 amino acids)
Biological process (GO): cellular response to oxidative stress; cell redox homeostasis
Cellular component (GO): cytoplasm
Molecular function (GO): thioredoxin peroxidase activity
Source: RefSeq, a predicted model, not a curated record
AUGCCCCUUCUCCCGCGAGUAGGAGCGUUCCCCAUCGCUGGCGAACGAAGCAUGCUCACCGCCGCCGGCUCUGCGCUCAAAAUCCCCGCGAAAGAAGGCGGAUCGCCACUCAUCAACCACCUCGCCCCCGAAAUCAUCGCAAAGGAUCAUCUCGGCCGAACAGUCUCGCUGCAUUCCACCAUCGCACUCGGACGACCGAUCGUACUCUACUUUUUCCCCCUAGCCGGUUCGCCUCACUGCACCAAACAGUCUUGUUCCUUCCGCGAUGCCCUUGGAACCUCACCAGUCUUCAACGACCUCAAUGCAGUAGUCAUCGGUAUCUCCCAAGAUCCUCCUUCUCGGUCCAAACGCUUCGUAGACCAACAUGAUUUGCCCUUUACAAUAUUGCACGACGAGAACCGUCAGAUUAUGAACACCUGGGGGGUCGGCAGAGCCUUGUUCGGCUUGAUAGAUGGUAGAUGUACAUUUAUCAUAGAUCACCAUGGCCGAGUGAGGGCUAUGUUCGAUGGAGUUUGGGACUAUCAAGGACAUCGGCAGUUUGCUGAGAAAUGGUUGUGUAGGAUCGAGCAUGACUUGUCCCCCAGAAAGAGGUUUUAUUUGCAACAUCAGGCCGAGCAGGCAGCCGCAUGCGAUGCUAUCACCAGCAAUGUCAAGGUUGUCUAUGGAGAUCUAGUGCCCGGCAGAGGCAUAGCUGCUGCACCGAGGUUUGGUGCUGCUUUGAGUGCCGACAAGGUUAAGAAGGCUAGCUCCAAACAGUUACCGUCACCAGCAUCAGGAGACAAGGAUGCAGGUGCCUUGUCGAUCGCCGCCGAAGCAAAUGCUAAUGGUUCCAUUAGAAGCCAUAAAUCCAAGAAAACCCUCAAGGCUUGGUUGAGACCUUCCCCCUCAAGCACAGGUGUCUACGAUGAACCAUUGCACGUCGACUACAAGUUGGCAAAUAGGAGCUUCGACCAUGUGCCAAGAAAGAGAUGCGUUAGUCCCAAUCCGGCUGCAAGGUCGACAGACAAAGUGGCUGCAAGAGUUCGAUCUAUGCGAUUAGACGAUUUGACGACGCAACAACAAGCCAAUGCGAGCGAGUAUGCAGAUCGCAGUCCACGUUCCAGACAAGAAUCAGGUUCCGGAUCUGGUUGGGCUACUCCUUCCACCAUCUCUGCUCGAUCCAUUUCUACCGGUGAAACGAGCCACACCUCACCCGGCCCUGACUCGAGAGACUCUGGACAUGCAGCCACCCUAGUAGCGGCACUCAAGAAUGCCAACAAGAGCGAGUUGCAACGCUCGAGUGCAACUUGUCGCCGCAUCGCUUCGCAAGGUGCAGUUGCGGUAGCAACGGUGAUUCCAAGUGCUAGAUCCAGUUCCUUGCUCAACAAGGUAUCGUUAGAAAACGCUUCUCAAACAUCCAAGGAGCAAGAUUCAAUAACCCUCUACGCGAACGGCAAUAUCGCCAGAAUGCCAUUAAAGCCAGCUGUGAAUGGAGGCGAGACAAGUGCAGAUAGCAUGCUUACAGUCUUGGAUCGUCGUAAUGGUGCAGGUGGGCAGCGGUCGAACGAGGUUUCGAAUGAUAGCAAAUAUGCUUCUUCUACAUCGUCACUUCCUGUUCCGCCCAGAUCGACUACGAGGAAUGGUGGUGCGGGAGGAGCAGUAGCUGCAGCCGCUAGUGCUAGGUUGCAGAAACAAUCUCGUUUUCCCCUCCACCCCUCCUCUACUUGCCCUGAUCAUGAUAAUGAUCGCGAGGAGGAAGAGGAGGGGUAUGCGACCGAUCGAGCCACCACCACCACCUCCACCACUAAUCCUGGUCUAGGAAUUAGACGAGUGACCCCUGACAAGCACCAAAACACAACUUUCGGUCGCACCUCUUGCUCUUCCUCACCCAAUCCCAAUCGCAGAACUGCAAUCAAACAUCGCAACCUACCACAACAAUCUCGAGUUCCCUCAUACGCUCCUCCCCCCCUACCCACCUCGAACUGCACCUUGACUAGAUCCCUAAGCGGAGCAACAAACGGUCAUGCAUCACCAUCUGCUUCAUCUGCUUCAACAAACCCACACGAUUCCCCCACAGCCGGCGGAAUGGAUGCGGAAAACGGCAAGAGGAGAUCAAGCAGUACGCCCUCUCCCGCACCUAGUGCCAUGCCGACGUUCAACGAUGGUACGAGCAUUGCAGGUGCCAGUGAGUAUUGCGAUUCCAGUCCUAGUAUUGCUGGGUCUACCCAUACUUUCGGAGGUUUAGAGGAGUGA